Molecule: messenger RNA, 797 nt
Organism: Cebus imitator (Panamanian white-faced capuchin)
Lineage: Eukaryota; Metazoa; Chordata; Mammalia; Primates; Cebidae
Gene: CALR3
Product: calreticulin 3
Exons: 5
Coding region: 27-797 (256 amino acids)
Biological process (GO): protein folding
Cellular component (GO): endoplasmic reticulum; endoplasmic reticulum membrane
Molecular function (GO): calcium ion binding
Source: RefSeq, a predicted model, not a curated record
GGUCAUAAUCGCGAAGCGUGACAGGAAUGGUAGUUUCCGGGCUCGCCUGGAUAGCCGCAGAGACCGCCGGAAGCGAAGGGGCGGCAACGACAGGAAGCUCAGUGCACGCCGCCAUGGCCGUGGCUCGGGUCCCACUCUGGGCCAUCUGCAUGCUGCGGGUGACGCUGGCUACCGUUUAUUUCCAAGAAGAAUUUCUAGACGGAGAGCACUGGAGAAACCGAUGGGUGCAGUCCACCAAUGACUCCCGAUUUGGGCAUUUUAGAGUCUCGUCGGGGAAGUUUUAUGGUCAUAAAGAGAAAGAUAAAGGUCUGCAAACCACUCAAAAUGGCCGAUUCUAUGCCAUCUCUGCACGCUUCAAACCAUUCAGCAAUAAAGGGAAAACUCUGGUCAUUCAGUACACAGUAAAACAUGAGCAGAAGAUGGACUGUGGAGGAGGCUACAUUAAAGUCUUUCCUGCAGACAUUGACCAGAAGAACCUGAAUGAAAAAUCACAGUACUAUAUUAUGUUUGGACCCGAUAUCUGUGGAUUUGAUAUCAAGAAAGUUCAUGUUAUUUUACAUUUCAAGAAUCAGUAUCAUGAAAACAAGAAAUCAAUCAGGUGUAAGGUUGAUGGCUUUACACACCUCUACACUCUAAUUUUAAGACCAGAUCUUUCUUAUGAUGUGAAAAUUGACGGCCAGUCGAUUGAAUCCGGCAGCAUAGAGUAUGAUUGGAACUUAACAUCACUCAAGAAGGAAAAGUCCCUGGCAGAAUCGAAGGACCGGAAGCUAACUGAAGACAACAAAGCCCAGGUGUGA